Messenger RNA from Perkinsus marinus ATCC 50983, 688 nucleotides. RefSeq lists its product as hypothetical. The annotation marks the transcript as partial. The transcript has a single exon. The record is from RefSeq and is a predicted model, not a curated record. NCBI's taxonomy places the organism in Eukaryota, Perkinsozoa, Perkinsida, Perkinsidae.
AUGGAAUCAAGGCUACCAGCGUACACUCCUUCUGUGGGUACUCCUCGUAAAGAAUCUGCUAAUGAUACUGUAUCCUUUGCGGGAGGUAUGCCUACUGAUAAGUUUGUUACUCAGCGUGUCAAGGCUCCAGAAGUCAGUAAGGCCAAAUAUAGUGGACCUUCUCAAAGAUAUCCUGGGAUUGACAACGUUGAUGCCAAUGUUUCUGAUGAACACUGGCAGGUUCCUAGAUUGAGUUCUGCAAGAAAGCCUGCGUCUGUAUAUAAGGCAGACCCGAGGUUACAAGGUAGUCCAUAUACUAAGUCCCCUAUGGAUGAGGGUCCUAGAUUUGGGCAACCACCUAUGACUACUGAUUCGAAGAGAGUGCCUACUGUGGUUUCGCUGGGUUCAAGGUUUAUGAAUAUUGCUACUGAGAAUCCGGUGAAAGCUCAAGCUAGGCAUAAUUUGGGUUAUCGUAUGCCCAAGAGAGGAUAUCUGGCUUCCUUUUGGUCACUACCACCGUCAUGGCAACGUGAGAGACCUUCUGAUCUACCAGUGAGUGGUACUGACGAAGAACUAACUCUGGGCCAACUUGACUUCGUUAAAGACCGUGUUGACCAAGCUUCUGCGAAAUUGGUAUCACAGGUGAAGAAACUGCGUAGUGGUCCGUACAAGGGUGCUACUGAUAAGAGAUCUUGGGCUACUGUGGAGC